AUGGACACCGAGGGGACGUUGCAGACACUGGGAGGUGACAGCGACAAAAUCCCGACGGACCCGGGGCACUUCCGGUUCCUGGUGUCCCAGCUGCUGUCCCAGGGACCCUCCCGGGGUCUCUCCCUCUCCUUUGUCUGGGCCCGUUCCGGGGGGGCUCUGCAGGCCCUGCCCCCCUCCCUGCGCCUCUCGGACCUGCGGCACCUGCCGAGCACGGCCGUGGACCUGGUGGUGGAGGUGGCACAUCCGUGUGUGGUACAGGAGCACGGCGAGGACAUCCUGAAACACGCGGACUUCAUGGUCGGGUCCCCCUCGGCCCUGGCGGACGCUGUCACCGAGCGGCGGCUGCGGGAGGCGGCGGCGCGCGGGGGCCACACCCUGUACGUCCCCAGGGGGGCGCUGUGGGGCUGCGAGGACAUCGCCAGGAUGGACAGCGCGGGGACACUGCAGGCUCUGCAGGUGACCAUGACCAAGGCCCCGGGCAGUUUCCGCGCUCGGGGCCGCCUGCGGGAGCUCCUGGAGGCGGCGGGGCCGGGGGAGGCCGUGCUGUACGAGGGGCCCCUGCGGCCGCUCUGUGCCCUCCUCCCCAACAACGUCAACGCCAUGGCGGCCGCAGCGCUGGCGGCGCCGCGCCUCGGCUUUGACGGCGUCACCGCCCGCCUGGUGGCCGACCCCAGUGUCCCCGACUGGCACAUCAUGGACGUGCAGGUGACAGCGGUGGCCGAGGGUGGCCGCUCCCUGACUGUCACCAGCACCCGCCGCAACCCCGCGGAGCCCGGCGAUGUCACCGGCAGUGCCACCCUCCACAGCUUCUGGAGCAGCGUCCAGGCCUGCACCGGACACGGCGGCUGCGUCAAGCUCUGCUGAGCCGCAACAGCGGAA
This is a messenger RNA of Cinclus cinclus, 879 nucleotides long. It is a transcript of the gene ASPDH, whose product is annotated as aspartate dehydrogenase domain containing. The transcript has 7 exons. Bases 1 to 864 code for a protein of 287 amino acids. Gene Ontology annotation, molecular function: L-aspartate dehydrogenase [NAD(P)+] activity; NADP binding. Gene Ontology annotation, biological process: NAD+ biosynthetic process. Lineage: Eukaryota; Metazoa; Chordata; Aves; Passeriformes; Cinclidae. The record is from RefSeq and is a predicted model, not a curated record.